This is a messenger RNA of Soboliphyme baturini, 543 nucleotides long. The record is from the annotation of a GenBank genome assembly. NCBI's taxonomy places the organism in Eukaryota, Metazoa, Nematoda, Enoplea, Dioctophymatida, Soboliphymatidae.
AUGAGUCGGAAGGAUUUUCGGGUGGAAACGAUUCUGGGCGAACCGGAUAAACAACGAUGUCCGCGAAGAAGAGCGUUCCUCCCAAGGCCAACUGCUGACGCCUCAGAAAUCGAUAACCCUAAGUCACAGUCCACCGCCGAAUACUGCUGGAGCCCUUACGAUGACAAGCUGGAAGAUGCAACGGUCAAGAAAGGAAGUAGCAUCCGCAAAAGAAGAGCAUUCGGCGAGAACCAGGUUUUCGUGCUGGAGAGAGAAUUUCAAAAGAGGCGCUACAUUACAAGCGAACAACGCCAGAAGUUGUCGCAGAUGAUCAACUUGACAGAGCAGCAGAUAAAAAUAUGGUUUCAAAACCGAAGGUAUAAGAUCAAGCGCAGAAAUCCAACGGAACCAAACGGAAUUGGGACCUUCGACAAAAGAAGAAUUCCUGUUGUGGUACUCAUCAAGGACGGCGUUCGUUUAAACGGAAGUCACGUGUCAAAGACGAUAUCUCAGAGUGUGCCGCCAAUCAACUGGUAUUCAUACAAGGACGGUGAUCAAAAGUAG